UUUUUCCCUUGUCAUACCUAUUUUGUUUAUAUCUUCAAUUAAAAUGGGUCGUCGGAAGUCAAAAAGGAAGCCUCCACCGAAGAAGAAAAAUAUUGAACCUUUGGAUCAACAGUUCAAUUGCCCAUUUUGUAAUCAUGAAAAGUCAUGCGAAGUAAAAAUGGAUAAGAGUAGAAAUACUGCUAAAGUUACUUGCAGAGUUUGUCUCGAGGAUUUCCAGACGAGUAUAAAUUUCCUGUCAGAGCCAAUAGAUGUGUAUAAUGAUUGGGUAGAUGCUUGUGAAACAGCGAACUAAUCCCGAACUUGUAAUUGUGUAAUCUUAUAAUUAUCUAAUGAUAUUUAACAUUUCAAGUCAGAAUAAAGUUUUUUCAAAAUUUAAAUUUAUAAUGUAGCAUAUAUAAAUAUAUGAUAAUAUAUUUAAUCCUUGUCUGUACAAAUUUUGAAACACCUCUAAAAAGAAAGUAUAUAUAAGUUACGAUAUUAAUACGCUUAUGUAUGAAUACAACAGAUAAGCUGUAAAGUUUAGUUUUAAAAGAAAUAAAAUUUUAAAAUUCGUUUUUA
Bactrocera dorsalis (oriental fruit fly) is the source of this 558-nucleotide messenger RNA. Its product is annotated as transcription elongation factor 1 homolog. Bases 44 to 292 code for a protein of 82 amino acids. Gene Ontology annotation, cellular component: transcription elongation factor complex. Lineage: Eukaryota; Metazoa; Arthropoda; Insecta; Diptera; Tephritidae. Gene Ontology annotation, molecular function: RNA polymerase II complex binding. The record is from RefSeq and is a predicted model, not a curated record. Gene Ontology annotation, biological process: transcription elongation by RNA polymerase II. The transcript has 2 exons.